AUGUUGUAUAAAGUAGCAUGGUUCAUUGGUGUCGCACUGGUUUUUGUGGCGAUUCGAAAUACGAAUCCGGAGAGAGAAAUCCACGUGGAUGGAGACGUUGCGAAGGAAUGGAGCCACGUGGCAGAUGUUUUUAAGAAAAAUCUAGAAGAAAACUGGGAGCGUUCGGGUGCCGCAUUUGUAGUUUAUCAUAAAGGCCAAAAGGUAAUCGAUAUUUGGGGCGGAUAUUCGGAUCGAGAAUCCCAAAGAAAAUGGACAAGAGACACAUUAUCAGUUGCAUUCUCUUGUUCAAAAGCGAUUGGAGCAAUUGUAAUCGCUAAAUUGGUGGAUGAAGGAAGAAUGGAAUAUGACGAUUUGGUGACAAAAUAUUGGCCGGAAUUUGGAAAAAAUGGAAAGGCAAAUGUAACAAUUCGUUGGUUAAUAACUCAUAAGGCUGGUUUGGCAUAUACGGAUCAUCCGAUUGAAUGGGAAGAUGCGAUAGAUUCGAAGAAAAUUGAUCGAAUUUUGGCAGACCAAAAACCAAAUUGGCCGCCGGGGACUGAGAUAGGAUAUCAUGCAGUGACACAUGGAUGGUUGGUGGAUGCGAUAGUUCGAAGAGUGGAUCACAAAAAAAGAACUGUUGGACAAUAUUUUAGAGAGGAAAUUGGACAGAAAUUUGGUCUGGACUUCCAUCUCGGUCUUCCACUAUCCGAACAACAUAGGGUGGCUAGAAUCGAAAAUCCGAACUUCUGGAAUGUUCUAGAAGAAAUUGUCUAUGCUCCAAGCGAUUUCGAUGUCAUUCGAUUUUUAAGAGACAGAAUUACAAAUGGAACGUUAUCAAAAACAACAGCGAGUACCCCAUUCAUAAAGUUUGUAGGGGCCAUGACUCUCAAUAAUCCGGAUCUUCAUCGAAUCGAGCAACCGGCAGUGUUGGGAAUUGGAACCGCCCGUGCUUUGGCUGAAAUUUUCGAACUUUUGAGACAAAACAAAAUCGUGUCAGAGAAUGUAAAACGACAAAUGUUCUUUGAGAAUUACGAGAUGAGCGAAGACUUUAUCAGUGGAGCAAAAGUGCCACGUGGCCAAGGAUUCAUGUUAAAAGAGUUCCAGCAUCGAGGGAAUCCAGUAAAAAUGUACGGACACAGUGGUUAUGGCGGACAGAAUAUUCGAACGGAUUUCGAUCACGAAAUUACGAUUUGUUAUUUUAGUAACGGGUUGAAAGUUGGAUUUGGGGACACUGCACGGACAUAUAAGAGACUAUUGGAAGUGGUUUAUGACACUUAUUUUAAAUUGGAGUGA
Caenorhabditis briggsae is the source of this 1272-nucleotide messenger RNA. RefSeq names its product Protein CBR-LACT-4 (gene Cbr-lact-4). The coding region runs from base 1 to 1272 and encodes 423 amino acids. The record is from RefSeq and is a predicted model, not a curated record. Lineage: Eukaryota; Metazoa; Nematoda; Chromadorea; Rhabditida; Rhabditidae. The transcript is spliced from 5 exons.